This is a messenger RNA of Tetrahymena thermophila SB210, 1011 nucleotides long. RefSeq names its product inhibitor of apoptosis-promoting Bax1 protein. Gene Ontology annotation, cellular component: membrane. The transcript has a single exon. NCBI's taxonomy places the organism in Eukaryota, Ciliophora, Oligohymenophorea, Hymenostomatida, Tetrahymenidae. The record is from RefSeq and is a predicted model, not a curated record.
AUGAUAGAAAACAAAGAAGUAAAAGAUAUAGAAUUGCUUGUGUAGAAUAAACAUAUCAACAAUUAAAUUGAUUUGGAAUCUUAAAAAUCUAAUGAGGAGCAAAGUUAAGCUGGAAUGGAUAAAGAAACAGCUUUCGAUUCUGCAUCUCAAAAAUCAGAAAUGGAAUACUCUUCUCAUGCAAAAUAAUCUGCAAUAGUGAUUGGAAAUAUUAAUAACCAAUAUCAGCAAUUUGAAGAUGUAGUCGAAGAAAACAAUCCUUAAACUGUCAUCGAAUAGACCGCUUUAGAAAAAGAUUAAAUUAUCGAGGGAAGUUCUUUAUUAGACUCAGCUUAGAGAAACUUUGUUAAGAAAGUCUUUUGCAUAGUUUUCUUUUAACUUUUAGUGACAUCGAUUUUUAGUGCUCUCAGCAUGUAUGUUAUCCAUUUCUAAAGCUUCUAAGUUGAGUAUUACGCUUUACUCUUUGUAGCUCUUGGGCUCAUUAUAAUUACUUAAAUUAGUGUUUUUGCUUCAAGGAAUGCAGCUAGAAAAGUGCCACUCAAUUAUAUUUUGCUUUUAUUAUUUACUAUUUCUUGGGCAUACUUAGUUUCCUUUUUAUGUGGUGGGUUUAGUAUUAACUAAGAUGGAACUUAUAAUGAAAGGAAUCAAACAAUUAUUUUCCUAUCAGUGAUAGUGACAUUUAGUAUUGUUCUUAGCCUUACAUUUUUAGCUCAUGCCACAUCUAUUGAUUUCUAGUUUAAAGGCACUGUUUGCAGUGUCUUAGGCGCAGCACUUGCUAUUAUUUCUGUUCUAAUAUGUAUUGGAUUUCCUUUUAUCUAUAUCACAUACAGUUUAUUGUCAGGUAUUACAUUUGGUUUCUACCUCGUAUUUGAUUUACAUGCUAUAAUGGAUGGAAAAUACGAAGACAUAAGUUUAGAUGAUUACAUUAUAGCCUCAAUGCUCAUCUAUGUCGAUAUCAUUAUGCUCUUCUUAAGAACUUUAGAAGUUCUCUCUAGAAUUUUACCAAGAGAUUGA